This is a messenger RNA of Adineta ricciae, 1128 nucleotides long. The record is from the annotation of a GenBank genome assembly. NCBI's taxonomy places the organism in Eukaryota, Metazoa, Rotifera, Eurotatoria, Adinetida, Adinetidae.
AUGUCAGCAGGAGCAGGGGAUAUAAACUGGAAGAAAUUUUAUACCGCGUGCCAAAACGGUGAUUUAAAUACAGUUCAACUAUUGCUGCCAACACUAAACUCCGAUCAACUGAAUAAACAUGGAGCUAACAAAAGCACUGCUUUGCAUGUUGCAUCAUGUCAUGGGUAUAGUGGAAUCGUGGAACUUCUUUUACAACAUCCAGACAUCGAUCAUACUUUGAAGGAUCUUGAGGGUCGUACGCCUUUCAAAAGUGCUCUCGAUGAUCAGAUCAAACAACUCUUUCUAAAAGUAGCAAAAUGUGGUACAGAAGAUGACUAUAAUCGAUUUAUUGCAAAGGUCGAUAUUGAAUGGCAUGAUACUUAUCCAAACGCCUAUCGCAUUGCUAAAGACAAUCAUGAUUUCAUGGAAAAAUGGUUAACAAAAAUUCCAUUAAAGAAACUGUUGACAGAAAUUCAAGUUGGUUAUCUCGAUCCGAUGAAAGCUGAAUUGUGGGAACUAAUGAAGAGUGACGACCACUAUGCAGAUCUUGCAAAAUAUCUUCGCGAAGCACUCGACAAGAACAAUCCACUGCCGCUCAUCAAAAUGUAUACAGUAGAGACGAACUUCUAUCGUAUACUCAAUGCAGAUUUAGCUAAGCUAGGCUCUGAUUUUCGAUUUACCAAAUCCAAUGCAUUCUUAGAUAAAAACUAUCGGGAUGAUAUUCCACCCAAAGGUCAAGGACAGUAUUUACUUGCAGCCAUUCUUAUCAAUCAUGAUAUAUUUCAAUCGCAUCAUUUCACAGGAAAAGCUUAUCGUGGUAUGAAAAUUAGUAGUCGUCAGUUCUCGAAAUACUCCAUUGGUUCAUCCAUCAUAACGCGUUCAUUUCAUUCAACAUCCAAAGAUUAUAAUACAGCUAGAGAUUUCGCAAAACGCGUAUCAUCUACUCCUGGUGGAAUGGCAGGACGCUUACAAGUACUUUUUAUAUAUCAUAUAAAAAAUCCUCGUACGGGAUUGGAUAUUAUUGAAUGGUCAAAGCACCCUGAUGAAGAAGAAAUUUUGAUUGCACCUUUUUCAGCAUUUAAGAUAAUCGGAGUAAAAAGAAAUCACGGUAGUCCGAGCGAAAUUGAAUUCGAGGAAUGCGAAGCUUAA